Amphibalanus amphitrite is the source of this 2418-nucleotide messenger RNA. RefSeq names its product skin secretory protein xP2-like. The coding region runs from base 742 to 1824 and encodes 360 amino acids. The record is from RefSeq and is a predicted model, not a curated record. Lineage: Eukaryota; Metazoa; Arthropoda; Thecostraca; Balanomorpha; Balanidae. Gene Ontology annotation, cellular component: extracellular matrix. The transcript is spliced from 3 exons.
GACCUUGAGUUGUAGUGGUGAUAUAAACAACGAUCUUUUUUUUGGCCAAUGUAUUAAAUGCAAUGUUUCGGUUUUUUGUAUAUUGUGGACGCGCUAACCACGUCUAAAAAUUCAAAUAAGUAAAAUAGAUUCAUAGAACAAAAAUUUCGGAAGGUGGCACCCUUCCUUUAAGCAUAUACUUUUAUUUUCGGCUGCCCGAAGCUCCCUGAUCGUUCCACCUCAGACCUGGCACACAGCUCCCGCUCCCACCAGGAACACGCUCUCAUCUAAACACCUUGCAAGUUGCAACCAUCAUCCUUCCGGCACCAUCGUCCCCUGGAGCAAUACACUCCAUCGCGUGCACGGUAGCCGCACGUGUUUGGCACCGCCGCGGGCGCCUCGAGUGCCCACUCCAGGUGCGCCGCAAACCCUCGUCCGUUCGUCCAGGUGACUGUCCCAGGGCGACUCCCAUGAAAACCACGGUACCCGGCCCGCCGUCGCACCGUCCACUGUGAGCCGUUCACAGGGAUACGCCCCAGUUUACGCAAGGCAAGGCCGCACGCUACGCUCACUUGGCCCCACUAAUGGCGGCCGUCUGAGCAACGUUGCGAAGUUUGGGGGAAAAUCGUCGCCCCCGGUCGGUCGGGGUUCCAUGGGAAUGGCGGUAUAUAACUGGUGGGUGCCGACUGGAGGGCAUCAGUGGACUGUGAGUGUGGUGGUACAGCAGCACAUACUCAGCAGCGGCGCACAGGAGCCGCCAAUAUGAAGGUCUUCAUCGUUUUGGCUGUGGCGGCGGUGGCAUCCGCCCAGUACUACGCCUCAUCACCUGCGCCGGCCAACCGCUACGCCCCCACCGCCGCCCCGGCUCCGUCCAACCGCUACGGCGCGCGGGCCGCCCCCGCCCCCGCCAGCCGCUACGCACCAACCGCCGCCCCCGCCCAAGCUAACCGCUAUGCGCCCACCGCCGCCCCUGCUCCUGCCCCCGCUAACCGCUACGCACCCACCCCCGCCCCCGCCAACCGCUAUAGUCCCGCCCCGGCCCCUGCCUCCUCUGCCCCGGCCGCUGAAAACCGCUACAGCCCGGCUCCGGCUCCUGCCCCAGCCGGCGGGUACAGCGCUGAGGAGAGCGGCCCGGUCAAGUACUCGUUCGACUGGUCGGUGAACGAGGACGAGAACCAGUACAACCACCGUGAGAGUCGGGACGGAGACAACACAGAGGGAUCCUACUCAGUGGCGCUGCCGGACGGCCGCGUACAGACCGUCACCUACACUGUCAACGGAGACGGCGGCUUCGUGGCCACCGUCACCUACGAGGGCGAGGCCCAGUACCCGGCGGCUCCCGAGGGAGGAUACCAGCGCUCUCAGCCGGCCGCCGCGGCGCCGGCGCCCCAGUACGCCCCCAGCACCACCGCCAAGCCCCAGCGCACCUACGCUCCGCGCGCGCCGGCGCCCGCCACCGCGAAGCCGCAGCCCAGCUAUGCGCCACGCACCACCGCUGCGCCUACGGCCGCCCCGCAGCGCAGCUACUCGCCGCAGCCGACCUCAGCUGCGCCGGCCAGCUACCCGCAGCAGAACGGCUACCAGCGGCCGCAGACCUACUCGCCGCGCCCCCAGCCGGCCGCCCCGCGCGGCUACAGCGCCCCUAGCGGCGGAUACUCGCAGCAGCCGACCGCAGCGCCAUCUACCGCCGCGCCGGCGCUGCCCUCUGACGAGUACGGCGCGCCGCCGGCGGCUCCUGCGCGAGCUGCCUACCCCGAGUACAAGACUCCCAGCAACCAGGGGUACCCCGCGUACAAGACGACGGGCGGUCUGAGUCAGGAGUACGGCGCUCCCGUCUCCUACUAGAGAGAAACACCUGAAGGUGGUCUCUCACCCUCUUCCCCUAUGAGACAGCCAGAGAAGCUGCUGGUUUGAAACCGUUCAGGAUAGCUAAACGGCCUCCUCAGACCAAGCAGCACCGUAAAGCUGUUAUUCUACUGCCCAAGUCGCCUCCCACAAGAAAAGUGACCGCUGCCCCUCAAAUCCCAGACUUAAUGCUCAACGCUCACAUAAAAUACUCGCCUGAUUUGGUGACAUGAUCUGUGAAAGGCAUGGCUAGCUCAGAGCAGGCCGUAAGUAUCUGCAUUGUUUGGUCAUUGAAGUCUUGCAAGGCAGCCCAUAGCUCUUCAAGCGUAAGAAGUGCGAAGACGUGGACUCUCUCAUGUAAUAACUGAGGAAACUUCUAACGUAUUUAUUAUAUUUAAAAGUGUGAAAGUGUCGACUGUAGCGCCAUGAUUGUGCUAUUCCCGCAGUGUGCUGACCGGGAGCAUCAAUUAAAUCUACAAGCCUGAGCCAAAUCCGUCCAAUGUAUGUAUGUGUCGUCACUGAGCGUAAUCGGUGACAAAAGAUGUGUGCCUGUAUGUAUAUGUUGUCUAGUCAAAAUACACGGUCAGAAACUGG